This is a messenger RNA of Necator americanus (New World hookworm), 5958 nucleotides long. RefSeq lists its product as uncharacterized. Gene Ontology annotation, cellular component: extracellular region. The transcript is spliced from 11 exons. The record is from RefSeq and is a predicted model, not a curated record. Bases 1 to 5958 code for a protein of 1985 amino acids. NCBI's taxonomy places the organism in Eukaryota, Metazoa, Nematoda, Chromadorea, Rhabditida, Ancylostomatidae.
AUGCAAAGGCAAGCUUCUUCUGCGGCAAUAGAACCGGGAGCGUUUUCCUUGCAGCGUCCUGCACUUUGUGAAGGAAUCCGCAUCGCUAAGCUUCUUCCUGGUCCGUGCUCCAACAUGAAUAGACACACGUUGGCGGAAUUUUGUUCUGCAUUCAUCGUCUUUAAGACCUGCCAUGUCGAUUUUCGGUUGAAGAGGAACUCCUCGGUUUCUCUUGUGGAACCGUAUCUCAAAGCUGAGAAGAACUGGACGGCUCUUUUGCUGCUCAUCGACAUUGCAAGUGCUGUAGAGGAGAAAGUUGAAAUGGUUGGGCAAGUCAGAGUCCUACCAGAUGGUGAUCAACGAAUAAUAGUUUCGCCAACAUGGAAGCCUCAACGACAUUUCCCUCCAGUCGUGGUCCACAAUACUACCGAAAUCGUUGGAAUAGUUUACAUCUUGCCAAACCAUGGAAAGUGCAUAUCAAAUAGCGACUGUUCAUCAUACCAAGACGCGAUUUGUGUCCGCUCUUUCUGUGUAAAGGCUGGACGAAGAUGUUCAACGGACAACCACUGUCCUCGAUUUCUUCUAUCACAAUGUAUCGAUAACUACUGUGUUCAACUUGGUCAGAGUUGUUUUCUGGACAAGGACUGCCCUUUUCAUCCUGAGACGUCCUGCGUGGACAAUAAAUGCGUAAUUCUUGGACGAGCGUGUAAUGAUCGACUACAAUGCCCACCCCACCUGCACAUUAAAUGUAUAAAGUCCGUCUGUCGCAGGAUUGACUUUAACUUUGACCAUCGUAUCUGUGAAAAAGAUGAAGAAUGCAAUAUUGCCGCCUAUGAAUUUUGCUUUCAUGGCAAAUGCAUGACACUUGGUCAACACUGUGCCCAUGACAGCGAAUGCACUUACUAUCCUGACACGGCAUGCGUCAACUCUCGCUGCGCCAAACUUGGACAAUCAUGCAUUAACGCACUUGGUUGCCCCUUCCAGCCGUACACUACAUGUAUGAACCUAAUAUGUCUGAAAAAACAACCAGUGAAAACCUGUACAGUGGAUCAAGAAUGUAAUCCCUUAUCAUAUAGUUUCUGUAUUAGUGGAAGGUGCAAAAAACUGGGCCAACGUUGUUCAGCCGACCACAAUUGCCCACUCGGUCCUGAGACAGUGUGCGCAAAUUCACGUUGCAUCAAAAUUGGACAACCAUGUCACAACGCUAUGGAUUGUACAUUCUACCCAUACAUAACAUGUCUCAACUCCCUCUGUCAGAAAGCUGGAAGUCCAACAUGCUAUUCAGAUAAAGAAUGCAAUCCAUCUGCCUAUUCGUUCUGUAUUAGCGGAAAAUGUGCCAAACUCGGCCAGCAAUGUUCACACGAUAGUGAUUGUCCAUUCAGUCCACACACGGUGUGCCUGAACACACGAUGCAUCAAAAUCGGACAACCAUGUAGGAACGCAGUGGACUGUCCAUUUAAUCCCUCUAUAAUCUGCAUCAAUUCACUUUGUCAAAAGGCAAUCGAUAAAACAUGUACCGUGGACACAGAAUGCAAUCCAUCCGCCUAUACUUUUUGUAUUGAUGGAAAAUGUACAAAACUAGGUCAGCAGUGUUCUGAAGAUAGUGAAUGUCCAUUUUCACCUCAGACAGCGUGCGCAAACUCACGGUGCAUUAAAAUUGGACAACCAUGCCACAACGCUAUGGAUUGUGCUUUUCACCCUUACAUAACAUGUCUCAACUCCCUCUGUCAGAAAGCUGAAAGUCCAACAUGCUAUUCAGAUAAAGAAUGCAGUCCGUUAGCAUAUACUUUCUGUUUUAGCGGACGAUGCAUCAAACUUGGUCAGCUGUGUUCUGAUGACAGUGAAUGUCCAUUCCGUCCUCAGACAGCAUGUGCAAACUCAAGGUGCGUCAAAAUUGGACAACCAUGCAGCAACGCAAUGGAUUGUGCUUUCCACCCUUACAUGACAUGUCUCAACUCCCUUUGUCAGAAGGCUGGAAGUUCAACAUGCUAUUCAGAUAAAGAAUGCAAUCCAUCUGCCUAUUCGUUCUGUAUUAGCGGAAAAUGCACCAAACUCGGACAGCAAUGUUCACACGACAAUGAAUGUCCAUUCAGUCCACACACGGUGUGCUUGAAUACACGAUGCAUCAAAAUCGGACAACCAUGUAGGAACGCAGUAGACUGUCCAUUUAAUCCCUCUAUAAUCUGCAUCAAUUCACUUUGUCAAAAGGCAAUCGAUAAAACAUGUACCGUGGACACAGAAUGCAAUCCAUCCGCCUAUACUUUUUGUAUUGAUGGAAAAUGUACAAAACUAGGUCAGCAGUGUUCUGAAGAUAGUGAAUGUCCAUUUUCUCCUCAGACAGCAUGCGCAAACUCAAGGUGCGUCAAAAUUGGACAACCAUGUAGCAACGCAAUGGAUUGUGCUUUUCACCCUUACAUAACAUGUCUCAACUCCCUCUGUCAGAAAGCUGGAAGUCCAACAUGCUAUUCGGAUAAAGAAUGCAAUCCAUUAGCAUAUACUUUCUGCUUUAGCGGACGAUGCAUCAAGCUCGGUCAAGAAUGUUCAACUGACAGUGAAUGUCCAUUCCGUCCUCAGACAGCAUGCGCAAACUCAAGGUGCGUCAAAAUUGGACAACCAUGUAGCAACGCAAUGGAUUGUGCUUUUCACCCUUACAUAACAUGCCUCAACUCCCUCUGUCAGAAGGCUGGAAGUCAAGCCUGUUACUCAGACAAAGAAUGUAAUCCAUCGGCCUAUCUGUUCUGUAUUAGUGGAAAAUGUACCAAACUCGGUCAAGAAUGUUCAACUGACAGUGAAUGUCCAUUCCGUCCUCAGACAGCAUGCGCAAACUCAAGGUGCGUCAAAAUUGGACAACCAUGUAGCAACGCAAUGGAUUGUGCUUUUCACCCUUACAUAACAUGCCUCAACUCCCUCUGUCAGAAGGCUGGAAGUCAAGCCUGUUACUCAGACAAAGAAUGUAAUCCAUCGGCCUAUCUGUUCUGUAUUAGUGGAAAAUGUACCAAACUCGGCCAGCAGUGUUCACACGACAGUGAAUGUCCAUUCAGUCCACACACGGUGUGCCUUAACACACGAUGCAUCAAAAUAGGACAACCAUGUAGCAACGCAAUGGACUGUCCAUUUAAUCCCUUUAUAAUCUGUAUCAAUUCACUUUGCCAAAAGGCAAUCGAUAAAACAUGCACCUUAGACAGAGAAUGCAAUCCAUCUACCUACAUUUUUUGUAUUGAUGGAAAAUGUACAGAACUCGGCCAGCAGUGUUCUGAUGAUGGCGAAUGUCCACUUUUCCCUAGAACAGUAUGCGUCAGCUCACGUUGUAUUAAAGUUGGACAACCGUGUGUGAACACGAUGGACUGUCCUCUUCAACCUACGACAACUUGCAUUAACUUUUUAUGUCAGAAAGCUGGCGGUGAAACAUGUAUUACCGACCAUGAGUGUAACCCCUCGGCAAAUCGUUUCUGCAUCGAACAACGAUGUGUGAAACUUGGUCAGCAGUGCCGAAUUGAUAAUAACUGUCCUUUCUACCCGAAGACAGUUUGUGUUAACUCACAAUGCAUCAAACUUGGGCAAUCUUGCAGCAGCGGAGCAGACUGCCCACUUUACCCACAUACGACAUGCUACAAUUCUUCAUGCCAGAAGCCCGGCGGUCAAGAGUGUUAUUCAGACAAAGAAUGUAGUGUCUCCUCCUAUGUGUUCUGCGUCGAUGGACGCUGCACAUUGCUUGGCCAACCAUGUACACAUGGCAAGGAAUGUCCAUACUCCCCUCAAACAGUAUGCAUGAGUUCGAAAUGCGUGAAACUUGGCCAGACCUGUCGCACAGAAAAAGAUUGCCCAUUUUUUCCUCUUUCUACAUGUAUUAACUCACGAUGUGUGGACAAUGACCGCAGCUGCAUCCUUGACCGAAAUUGCCCUUCUGAAAAAAUGGUUUGCAUCAAUUCGAAAUGCAUGGAUCUGGGAGGACCUUGUACAACGGAUAACGAUUGUCCUCCUUCGCCGAAUGUGUUCUGUUUAAACAACAAAUGUGUUCAACUAGGACAGCAAUGUACGACAGACUCGGAAUGCCCAUCAUAUCCCAGAGCAAUCUGUGUCAGCUCUAAAUGUACAAAAGCCGGCCAGCCCUGUGUGUACGACAUGCAAUGUCCUCCCCCAACUAUCUGUAUCGAGGGAAAAUGCACCAAACUAAGUCGCUGUGAAAAGGAUUCGGAUUGUCCUUUAAAAAUGUUUUGUGUGUCUUCGAUGUGUGUAAAAUUAGGGCAAAAGUGUAGCACCGACGAUGAGUGUCCACAAUACCCUGAAACAGCUUGUGUGAGAUCGAAGUGUAUAAAAAUGGGCCAAACUUGCUCUAAAGAUAGAGACUGUGGUCCUUACGUUGAGGUGCAAUGCGUUAAUUCACAAUGCAGAAAACCAUCUAAAUGUCAACUGGACAGAGAAUGUCCGCCAGAUAUGGAAUGUGUACAGUCUAUUUGUACUGCGCUAGGUCAAUUAUGUCAGAGAGAUAGCACUUGUCCAAGCUACCCUAACACUGCCUGUAUGGACGGUAAGUGCGUAAAAGUUGGCCAACAGUGCCAAAGAAACGCAGACUGUCCUGAUUCUCGAUUAAAGUGUGUGAAUUCAAAAUGUAUUAAACUUGGACCAUGCCAGUCGGAUAGCGAUUGUCCUGAAACGACUUACUGCAUACAAUACGAAUGCAGACAGCUGGGACAAGUAUGUCAUCAAAAUUAUGAUUGUACGUACUUCCCGGAAUACAGCGCUUGUGUUGGUGGUAAAUGCGUUCGGGUUGGUCAGUAUUGCAAAGACGACGCAGAAUGUCCUAACCAAUUGAUGUGCAUUAAAUUUCAAUGCCAACCCACAGGGGAGUUUUGUCUGAGAGAUAAUGACUGCAGAUAUUUUCCAAUUACCGUUUGCUUACAAUCGAAAUGCACCAAAACAGGUCAACAUUGCGAGAAAGAUUCAGACUGUCCAUAUCCGUUGAUUUGCAACAGCUUCAAGUGCUCAAAACUCGAACACUGCACAUCUCCGACAGACUGUUCGGAACCUGGAUCUUUGUGUUUAGAUAGCAUGUGCACUAAACCAGAAUGUCAGAAUGAUGAGGAGUGUCCACAAGGCUACAAAUGCGUGAGUUUUCAAUGUCUUAUUACUGGACAAUCCUGCAAAAGCGACCGUGACUGCCCCAAUAGACUUGGAUGUAUCGACGGAAAAUGUAAUCCAAAACAUUUCCGCCUACCGCAACCGAUCCCUGAGCAAUCGUCCUCAACAACUUCCUCGACAACAACGACGACAACUACAACCAGUAGCACCACCACUGAGACUACAACAAGAACUAAACCAACGACAACCACAACCACAUCAACUACAACAACAACACAAGAACCCAGGAUAGUAGAAAUUACAGGUACAUGUCGUUCUAUUUCGCACAGCGGACAGCAACAAAUUCUUCAUAUGCACAACUAUCGACGGUCCGAGUUGACCAGAGGUCAUGUGACAGGUGCCGGCGGAAGGAAGCUCCCGACGGCCGCUUCUAUGUUUAUUAUGACAUGGAGCGAUCGACUCGCAAAAGCGGCUUGCGAAUACGCGAAGCACUGUUCAACGUCUAUAUCUAGACGUUCAACUUCAUUAAAAGAUCAAGGUGAAAACUACUAUCAAAUGCACAAAGGGAGAAGCGGAAGCGACGAUAAGGCGACAGCGAAGGAGGCUGUGCAACAUUGGUGGAGCGGGGCGGUCGAUAUGCCUCAAAAUCUUAUUUACUCCAACUCUUUUGGGACGCCGCUUAAGUUUUUCACACAAAUGGCAUGGGGAAGAACAUAUUCGUUGGGGUGCAGCAUGGUCGAUUGCUCUUCAUCAAGUUAUUUAAUCUGCCGAUAUCAACCAGAAGGUAACAUCGACGGACGACCUGUGUAUUCGGCGGGAAAUCCUAGUAGUAAAUGCUUUUAUGGGCGUGUAAGUCCAAAAACUGGAUACGAUAGACUUUGUAACGGUCCCAGAUAUUAA